UGUGAGCUAAAUGAACACCUUUACAUUUUAUGACUCCAAGACUUACUUUAUGCUUUUAAAAUAAUUUUUUUAGUACUUCGCUAUCGAUUUUUUUUAGCGUUUUUAGUUAUUUUAUUUUGCCCACUGUUUUAAAAUGGAUGAAGUGAAUCAGAAUUGUAAUGAAGAACUGAUAAUUGUGAAUAGAAAAUGUGAAUAUUAUGUCUCUAAAAAGUUCAUUUGUUCAGUUGUGCCUUAUUUUUCAAAAUUGUUUUCUGGCGAUGAAUUGGAAUCAAGGGAAAACAAAGUGACUCUGGAUUUUGAUGAGCGUGCCUUCGAUGCUCUUCUUAACUGGAUCCAUACAGAAAUAUUCAUCAUUCAAAUGGAUUAUGUGAUAAGUUUUUAUGAAGCAGCUGAUUAUUUGAUGAUAAGUCAACGUUUGUUUAAACCAUGUCUUAAUUAUUUCCACAAUAAUUUUACCAUUGAACAUAUUCCAGUUAUUUUAAGCAAAGUUACAAAAACUACCAAGUUGAUCAAUUUAGAAGUUAUUGACUACUUCAUCUGCCGCCAUUUCUUAAAGAUUGCCAACACUGAUGUUUUCUUGGAUUAUCCAGUUGCAACAAUCGAACAUAUUCUCAAAUUAGAUUUAAUGGUUUAUUCUGAGUACCAAGUUUUUGAAUCAAUCAUGAAAUGGGUAAAUAAGAAUGUUGAUUCAAGAAAAGAAUUUCUUUCAAGGAUAUUGCAAUUCGUGCGUUGGUCUUUCAUGGAUCCUGUUGAGUUAUCAAAUGUUAAGACCAAUGAAUUCAUAGCGAAUCUGAGAAGCUUUGAUUCAAUUAUUUCUUCUAAUGUUGGCUGUGGAUUCAAUCGUAGUAAACAAAACUACUUCGUCUCAAUCCAGGAAUUAGAUUGCUAUUCAAAGGUACGGAUAAAUAUAUUCGAUAAAGAUUUAUUUUGUUUACCGAUUGGUGAUUUUACUGAAGAUGAUAAAAUGUCGACCCAAUUCGUACAUGGAGAAAAUAUUUCAGAUAUUUUAUUUGACUCUGGAAGAGGAUGUGUCCGAAUUGACUGGAACAAAAAGACAUUUAAACGGCUUGAUGACAAGGAUUAUAAACCCUAUUACCCGGAAAUUCAUAAAUUGAUUGUCAAUUUUCAGGAUGAUCGUAGUCAAUAUUCCUGCUAUUUGGACGCUAAAGCUACUGCACUUGGUGAUGAAAUUCCCCGUCAUACAUACCUAUUGGUUGAAUAUAAUGGUGCUUUCGUUUGCAUAGGAGAAAAAGAUUCUUGGCAAACUGGAUAUUUAGGUAUUUUCCCAGCGACGGAUUCAAGAAAAUUCAAUGAAUACGAUGAUCAUUAUGAUUAUGAAUUCCAUGCGACUAUUUUGGACAAAAUUCUUUAUGUCUUCACAUCGGAAAGAGAGUUUUUCCAAUUUAAUAUGGAAACCCGUGCAUACAAAGAGAUUGAACUAUUUAAAGGUGCCGAUGAUUUGUGCAUUAAAGACUUAAACUUAACUUCUCUUCAUACAGAAGAUGAUAAGAUAAUUCUGGUCGAUAGAUGCACCGGAAAAUUUUAUGUUUAUUGCAUUAAACAGAAGAAAUGGUUUGAAAAGUAUGAAUUCUUCAAUGUAAAUUCCAACGGCUCUCAUGAAGAUACUCAAGAGUUAAUGGCUUUCACCUCAACGUUUUUGCCGAUUAAAAAUAUAAAACCAUUGUUCAGGCGAGACUUUUUAUAACUCUUUCAGCUUUUUAACAGUUAGCAGUUCAAUAUGAUUAAUCUGAAUUAUAUUUCCUUUUUAUUACGAUUCAAAAUUCAUGCAAUAUAUAAUACAAAGUGUACUUUACCAUUCCUUUUAUUAAUAUUUAAAAAAUCCAAUCUUUUGUACCAAAUAAUUUACUUAACGUAUUCUUAAUUAUAAAGUGUAAGUCAAUAACACGCAGUAAAAAUCAAAUGAUUAUGAUUAUGAAUAAAGAUCGAUACAUGUAAUCAGGAUAAACUACAUUCGAAACAUAA
Molecule: messenger RNA, 1983 nt
Organism: Tetranychus urticae (two-spotted spider mite)
Lineage: Eukaryota; Metazoa; Arthropoda; Arachnida; Trombidiformes; Tetranychidae
Product: kelch-like protein 6
Molecular function (GO): protein binding
Source: RefSeq, a predicted model, not a curated record